Molecule: messenger RNA, 4598 nt
Organism: Phycodurus eques (leafy seadragon)
Lineage: Eukaryota; Metazoa; Chordata; Actinopteri; Syngnathiformes; Syngnathidae
Gene: satb2
Product: SATB homeobox 2
Exons: 14
Coding region: 183-2873 (896 amino acids)
Biological process (GO): chromatin remodeling; regulation of transcription by RNA polymerase II
Molecular function (GO): DNA-binding transcription factor activity, RNA polymerase II-specific; RNA polymerase II cis-regulatory region sequence-specific DNA binding
Source: RefSeq, a predicted model, not a curated record
UCCCCGGUCCCCAGAGUGUGUGAUCCGCCCGGGCGCCGCGACCUGAGCGAGCGAGCCCCGCAGCCCUGGAUUCACUACUGCUGAUCAAUGGACAGAACCUGCUCGGCGGCCAGCAGCGCUACACGCACGCCGUGAACCCCUCUUUCUCUCUGGCUGGAGCUCCACUGGGGGUCUGGAAGAGGAUGGAGAGAGGAGGGGAGAGUCCCGUCACACAGGACAGUCCCGAGCGGAGAGGGGGCAGCCCGGAUCUCGGUAGCCUGCCGCCGCCAGGGAAGAAGGGCCGCAUGGAGCUCAAUGGCAGCCCCACGGGGCCCCGCCUACGGCAAAAUGGGGCGCCACUCAGACCCCUUGGAGGUCUGAUGAUUCCCGUCUUCUGUGUGGUGGAGCAGACGGAUGGAGGGAUCCAGGCCGACGGAUGUGACGGAAGGGAGGAGCACGCGGAGUUCGUUCUGGUGCGGAAGGACAUUCUCUUCUCCCAGCUGGUGGAGACGGCGCUGUUGGCCCUCGGCUACUCGCACAGCUCGGCCGCACAAGCCCACGGUGUCAUCAAGGUGGGGAGGUGGAACCCUCUGCCGAUCCACUUCCUGACGGACGCCCCCGAGGCGACGGUGGCCGACAUGCUCCUGGAGGUCUACCACAUGGUCACUCUCCGUAUUCAACUACAAAGUUUUUCCAAGCUUGAGGACCUUCCCUGUGAACAAUGGAACCACGCGACCGUGCGGAACGCUCUCAAGGAGCUCCUCAAGGAAAUGAAUCAAAGCACUCUGGCCAAAGAGUGUCCUCUGUCGCAGAGUAUGAUCUCGUCCAUCGUGAACAGCUCCUACUAUGCCAACGUCUCCACCGCCAAAUGCCAAGAGUUUGGUCGCUGGUACAAGAAGUACAAGAAAAUCAAAGUGGAUUAUUUGGAAAAGAUGUGGUCAGGGCGAGAUUCUGCUGACAUCAAAAUUGAGCGAGACAACAUGGCGGACUUCUGCAUGCUGGGCCAGAGACCCCCUCCUCACUUGGCCGGCCUGGCGCAGCUCGGUCACCUGGGCGGCGGCCCCCUCCUGAAGGUGGGAUCUGGAGAUCCGCAGGCACCGUCGCAGCCUCCCCAGCAACCUCCUCUCCCCCAGCAACAGCCCUCGCCGCACGGCCCCCUCCACCACAGCCCCCCUCUCCACACGGGCCAGGUGCCCGCACAGCCGCCGCCCCACCCGCCCGGGGUCCUCCAGCCCCUACUGGGCCCAGGUGGGCUGCUCUCGCCUCAACUCUCCCCGCAGCUGGUGCGCCAGCAGCUCGCCAUGGCCCACCUCAUCAACCAGCAGAUAGCCGUCAGCCGGCUGCUGGCCCACCAGCACCCGCAGGCCAUCAACCAGCAGUUCCUCAACCACCCGCCCAUCCCGCGGGGCUCCUCCAAAAUCGGCGGUGACCACCUUGGAAGCAACUCCUCGGCCUCAGAGGUCUCCUCUGAAAUCUACCAGCAGGUCCGAGAUGAGCUGAAAAGAGCCAGCGUCUCUCAGGCCGUAUUCGCCCGGGUGGCCUUCAACCGCACACAGGGUCUGUUGUCGGAGAUCCUGAGGAAGGAGGAGGACCCUCGCACGGCCUCGCAGUCGCUGCUGGUCAACCUGAAGGCCAUGCAGAACUUCCUCAACCUGCCAGAGGGUGAGCGGGACCGCAUCUACCAGGAGGAGCGGGAGCGCACCAUGAACCCCACGGUGGGGCUUCCUGCUUCCAACUCGUCUAACCCUGGGGCUCCACGCCUCUCACAGAAAGUGUGGGAGAGGAGCUUGGAUGAGCAGAUAACACCUGAUACCUGGGCCUCCAUUUGGAAGAACAAGAAUAAGAUAGCCAACUCGCCAAAGCCAACAGGCCCCAUGCCUGACCUACCAAUCAAGCUGGAAUCGCUAGUCAACAUCACAUCGGGGAUCUAUGACGAAAUCCAGCAGGAGAUGAAGCGAGCCAAGGUGUCCCAAGCGCUCUUUGCCAAGGUGGCUGCCAACAAGAGUCAGGGUUGGCUGUGCGAAUUGCUCCGCUGGAAAGAAAAUCCCAGCCCAGAGAACCGCACCCUGUGGGAGAACCUGUGCACCAUCCGGCGGUUUCUGGCACUUCCGCAGACCGACAGGGACCUGGCGUACGAGGAGGAGUCGCGGCACCAUCACAGCGAGAGGCUACACACCGUCCUCCACCUGCCGCAGGACACACAGCUCUUUUGCCUUUCUCGGCAGGCGCUCCACAGACCACCCCCGUCCCAGAUAAAGGAGCACCGUUCAUCUCCCAUGCGAGAGGAGCUGUUAUCGGCUCCCGUUAACGAUGAGGGAGGACAGACUGUCGUAACGACCGCUGGAGGUGGACAGAGCACCACUGGUAGUGCUGGAAGCAGCAAGAAGACACGAUUGCGCACCAAGAUCUCUCUGGAGGCAUUGGGCAUCCUGCAGAGCUUCAUCCAGGACGUUGGCCUGUAUCCAGACCAAGAGGCCAUCCACACCUUAUCGGCACAACUGGACCUGCCCAAGCACACCAUCAUCAAGUUCUUCCAGAACCAGCGCUACCACGUCAAGCAUCACGGCCGCCUCAAGGAGCUAAGCGAGGGGGCCACCGUCAGCGGAGGCGUGGAUGUCAGCGAAUAUCGGGAAGAGGAAUUGCUCUCGGGCUCAGAGGACCCGGAAUCCAGUGAGGACGGGACGGAGGAAAUUUACCAGUCAGAGGGGAGUGGCGGUGGGAGCACGGGAGGACUGAAUCAGCCUCAAGCUUCCUCUAACUCUAGCCAGGCGUCCUCCGGUAAUAACGUGACUCAGGAGGAGGGCAAGGACAAGGGUCCAUCCCGACCAGGUGGUCCCCUGGCUCUAGGAAGCUCAUCAUCUAGUCCUAGAGAGCAGCCUGACUACCAGAGGUAGAGACGGCCAAAUACAACAAAGAAACAGCGAGUGGAUUAGAGAAUGCAAGGACAAAGCAACUCCAGCAAUGGAGUAUGGUAUAAGUGUACAGCUGAAGUAGGCACAGGAAUCAUAAACCACUGGCCAGAAACAUUUCAUGAUGACAAUCUUAGAGUAACUUUUUACUUUGGCCCCUAGACACGAUUGGUGGGCGCUGAGUAAAUGUGAAACAUCUCGAUAGAUCAACUAAAGCUGCUCAUGUGGUCAAUUCAAGAGCUCCUAGAAAUAGGUUGGAAGGGUAGCAUCAGCUCGAGCCAACGACAGAUGUGUUCAUCUCUCUCUUGAGUCUGAGCACCGCAGUCAUGUUGGACCCUUUGAGUCGAGCGCCUCUCAUGGACUUUGGAGACCUCGUAAAACCUCAGGACAGACACUUGUGUUGCUAUUGCUGUUCCUUGCCUGAGAAGACCAACAAAACAUCCCGCGUAACCCUUGAGAAUCACUACCACUCCUAUGUAGCACUUAUGACUAUUUUAUGGAUGUGAUGGCCCCGUGUCUAGUCUCAUCCUCUAACCUACCUUACCUACCCAGCUCCAUUCCCCGCUCAAGUCUCAUCAAACUGUGAGCUUAAUAAAGGAACCACAAGAGGACACCGUCGACUGUUUUGCCAGGGAAACAAAGUCAAGACGGAUGCGCGAAGGGACACUCAACUCCACCCCUUGAACCUUUCCCGGCACCAUCCACAUGUGUGGCAAGAAGAAGCCAAAAACAUUUGAGGGAGGGACUUGUGCGAAGAUUCGGCAGCCAUGCAAUCAGUCACUUUACGAGUGCUAGUCUAUCCUUCCCAUCACACCCUCUCCCGCUUUUCCCCCCUCUUUAAUUGGUGCCCAUAGUCUUGUGUCUAACCACACACCCCCGCACUUAAGCCUCACCAACCCUAUUUAUUGCUAUCUUCAUCUAUGAUUAUUAUUAUCAUUAUUGUUAUUAUUGUUGUUAUUAUGGUUAGGAUAUCUAAGUGCUAUUUCUCGUUUUUGAUGUUCUGGCUUUAAACAAGGGCAGUUAUUUUGAUAACAAGACACGGACGAUGGAAAAUGGAGGGAAGAUUCUAAAAAGAAGCAGUUACUGAGUGAUAUUUGCGAGAAAACAAAUCCCUGUCAUGUCGCGGUAUUUUGUUUGUUGCAGCGACAACGUCCAGAUGAGAAACUUAAAAAAAAAAGGGAAAUUGUGCUUUACUUUGAUGCAGUUGAUGACAAUCUACUUUUUUGAGCCAUGACAAACACAUGGCAAUUCUAUUUCUAUUCUGUAAUGUCUGUAAAUACCCAAAAUGGGAUAAAUUGUUAUCAGUGUGUGUCUGUUUUUCAUUUUUCGGAGUGUCUUUUAAGUGUUUGAGCCAGUUUGGAGUAGCAGUGGGGAGUUUUUCUUGUUUUGUUUUGUUUUUGUGUCAACUCAGUGAAAUCAGUUACAUUGUGCCAGCCAAAUCUGAUCUUUUUUUUAAAGAGUAUUUAAGAAGUGAAAAGUGUUUAGUGUUUAAUGUCUGGUGCAGUGGUGUACACAUAUGUUCAAAACAUUAUAUGAGAAUGGAUCACUUCUCAUGACUGUACACUCCAACUGACGACCUGCCUUCUAAUUAUCAGGUCAACACAGAUCAGAUAUUGUUGUGUUUUUCUGUAAGACAGGAAUCAGGGUUAAAUACAGUUCCGAUGAAAUAGUUCAUUUCAAAAUGUUCAUUCAGUGUUGAAGUGAAUAAAA